CAACCCCGCCCCUGGGUUAUUCCCCCAUGACGUCACUGGAGAUAAUCACGGAAGUGAAGUGAGCGACGAAACAAGACUCAAAUAAGUUGGUGUGUGCGCUCGACUCGUAUUUACAGGCUGUCCGUCAUCAUGCUGGGAGGAGGUUUCAAAUCAGAGAGGCUGAGAGUCAAUCUCCGACUGGUCAUCAACCGACUCAAACUCCUUGAGAAAAAGAAAACUGAGCUUGCUCAGAAGGCCAGGAAAGAGAUUGCAGAUUACCUGUCAUCAGGUAAGGAUGAGCGGGCACGGAUCCGUGUGGAGCACAUCAUCAGAGAGGACUAUCUGGUUGAAGCCAUGGAGAUCUUAGAGCUUUACUGUGACCUGCUGUUGACUCGCUUUGGCCUCAUUCAGUCCAUGAAAGAACUAGAUCCAGGCUUACAGGAAGCAGUGUCCACUCUCAUCUGGGCAGCUCCUCGUCUGCAGUCAGAGGUGUCUGAGCUAAAAAUUGUGUCUGAACAGCUGUGUGCAAAAUAUAGCAAGGAGUACGGCAAGCUAUGCAGGACAAACCAGAUUGGCACAGUCAACGACAGGCUGAUGCACAAACUGAGUGUUGAGGCUCCUCCCAAGAUCUUGGUCGAGCGCUACUUGAUAGAGAUCGCAAAGAACUACAAUGUCCCCUAUGAACCUGACGCCAUGGUCCGGCCCGAGGUGUGUACUGGGGAGGAGGCAGACCUGAUUGAUGUCGACAAUGACAGGAAGUUUGGAGGAGGAGGUGGUGGAGGAUUCACAGCUCCUCUAGCUCCUGGAAUCCAUAUGCCUAUGCCCAUGCCUAUGGCUAUGCCAAUGCCAACAGCUUUCAACUAUCCACCUCCCAAUGGAGCUGAACCGUUUCAUGCACCCGUUGGAACCUACAACAGCUUCCAGCCCCCCAUGGGAGGAGGGCAGCCACCUCAGUUGCCCACUUCUCCCCCUACAUAUGAGUCUAUUGACGACCUAACUGAAAAACCUUCUGUUCCUUCCCAGGGCGUAGGUCCCGCUCCUUCGGCUCAGAUUUAUGACAACAACGCUCUUCCAGAACUCCCAUCUGUUCCUGACACACUCCCAACAUCCUCCUUGGGCAGAAGCAACACCACCUCGGAUGACAUUGACUUUGAUGAUUUGACACGGCGCUUUGAGGAGCUGAAGAAGAAGACCUAAAUACUUUAACCUGAUAUACAUAAACAGGCCUGUGUCACCUACACAGCUCAGAACAGGAAAUAGGAAUUGUUCAAGGCUCUGAAUCAGAUUUGGGUAGCUCUCCUCCCUCUUUCUUGGUGAAGUAAUUUUACACAAAUAUUAAACAUACAUGUAAUCUAUUACCUCAUUUAUAUAGCUGUGACCAGCUAAUGAGAGAGAGUACUUUUUAGCGCCACAUGUUUUCAUUUCUUCUAUUUGGCACGUUGGAUAAAAUCUUAAACAAUCAUGCGGGUAUUCACCCCUUCUCGCUCCUUAUUUAAAAUCGCACUGAAGUUUAACCUUUUCCAUUUGUCUGUGUGGUAAUUAAUAUGUUCACAUUUAGAUCUUAAGUGUUGAUUUUUCUGAAGGUUUUGGGUUUGAUUGAUAUUUAUAGUACAUGCCUUUAUUCUACUUUGGACACACUGUCGCUGUGAUCUUUGCCACUGUGUCGUUCAGUCCCGUCUCAGACCAGUUUGACAGGUAUAGCGGGCUGCGCCACCUCUGUGGCGAACAAGCUUUUACGCAUUAAAAUCACCAUUUAGUUUCCAAAGUGAGGCUCCAACAGUCAGUGAGGUUUUUCUCAGCUGUACCGGGACACAUAGAAGCCAUAUUUUCAGUGUGUUACGCAGUUUUUCUCACUGUGGGAUUGUUAAAUACUCAUUAUUACCGAGCUUCUCAAACUUCAAGGUGUAUUUGUAUCAGAAAAAUAGUAUGGUUUCAAACCUUUUCCGUUUGAGGGCGAUGGGACACAGAUGUAAAAUGACAACAUGUAUGGAAAUCUGUAAUUUAAUACACUUACAGCAAUAUAGGUAGACUUAUGUACAUGAAUGAUUUAACUGUAUAGGAAAAGGAGUUUGGCAACCGGGAGUUGUUCAAUAUUUGACAAAUCUGUUUUAUAUACACUAUCUCCAAAUAAAGUUUUCUUUUUGCCCUUUUGAA
Pundamilia nyererei is the source of this 2133-nucleotide messenger RNA. It is a transcript of the gene ist1, whose product is annotated as IST1 factor associated with ESCRT-III. The transcript is spliced from 10 exons. The coding region runs from base 130 to 1176 and encodes 348 amino acids. NCBI's taxonomy places the organism in Eukaryota, Metazoa, Chordata, Actinopteri, Cichliformes, Cichlidae. The record is from RefSeq and is a predicted model, not a curated record. Gene Ontology annotation, biological process: protein transport.